UUUUACCAGUUCCCAUCCGUUUAGCAUACGCCUCCUCCGUCCUUUGGAGGAGGGCGGGGCUAAAAGGGAGAUGCUGCCUAGUGAUUCGUUGUGGCGCAUUAGUAACGCGACUACAGGGAGCUGGAAACAGUUCAGUCUUUGAUUGGUUGCUGAGAGGCGGGGCUACUCGACUACUCUGGAGGUAGCGGCCGCGGUGAGGAGAGCCAUGGGACGGGCAGUCAAGGUUUUACAGCUCUUUAAAACACUGCACAGGACCAGACAACAAGUUUUUAAAAAUGAUGCCAGAGCAUUAGAAGCAGCCAGAAUAAAGAUAAAUGAAGAAUUCAAAAAUAAUAAAAGUGAAACUUCUUCUAAGAAAAUAGAAGAGCUAAUGAAAAUAGGUUCUGAUGUUGAAUUAUUACUCAGAACAUCUGUUAUACAAGGUAUUCACACAGACCACAAUACACUGAAACUGGUCCCUAGGAAAGACCUUCUUGUAGAAAAUGUGCCAUAUUGUGAUGCACCAACUCAGAAACAAUGAGUUUUCUAGAAUACAACAAGUCUUUGUACUUUUUAACUUUAAAAUCUACAACUCUGGCAAAAGUCCUGGAAAUGCAGACAUUUUCCCUGAACUGGCAUAUUGAAAAUGAAUGAGUUACAGAAUAGCUUCAUAUUUAAAUUUCAUGUUAAAAGGUCAUUACUGAGAACUAAAGAACAUAAAUAAGUAUUUCUGAAGGAAAUUAGAUAAGAAAACAUUUCAUUUUCAUUGAAAAUCAAAUUUCAUAAAGCAAAGUAAAUGCUUAGGGAGAUAUAUUCAAUCUUUGACCUUGAUGAGUAUUUGAUCUUACCAUAGCUAUUUGAGAAUGUGGUGCUUUUACAAAUUGGUGAGUUUUCCUGCCAUGUGAAAUGCAAUUAUUACAUUUAAAUUGUUAGAUUAAAAUGAUAUUUAGUCCUGAAAAAUAUUAAAUUGGUCAAAAAAAUCACAGUGUAUGCCAGCUCUCUUCAGAAAGUGGCCUUUGUUUUCUAAAGCACUGGGAUUAUUUCUGUAGCUAAUAUAUAAUUGUACAGUUUCUUUUUAGAGAUAGAGAGUAUCUCUGUGUUCUUAUGAAGACACUUUUUAUCAGUUUUCUGAAAAUAGAUGAAUAAAAUAUUAUAGUCACCUAGGGUCACUAUGGAAUGAAGAAAUCCUAGUUUAAAGAGGAAAUAGUGGCCCUUGAUCAAACUAUUUAAUAUGGCCUUAGUAGAAUUAGCUGUAUUUAGACAAAGUUAGACUUUAGUGUGAAAUGUAAUAGGUGGCUACAUUCUCUUCGUUUUGAUUAAUGAAACUUAAAUGGCUUCUCUUCUUCCACAUGUCCUGUCCUUGACAAGAUGGGCAGUAUCACAAAAGGUCCUGGCAUUCUACCAUCUAACACUAGGAACUGUAAAAUCCUGUUUAAUAUUCUUCUUGUUUCUCUUUUAUCUGUGUAUCUUUGCCAUUCUAUUUUCUCAGUGAAUAGUAUGUUUUCUCCCAUUCACUGAUAAAUUCUCUCAUUUGAUGAUGAUACAAGGUUUUUAAUUUUUGCAAGAUUCUCAAUGCAAGCAUUGUUAUGUAUCUAGAAAUUAUACCUAGAGAAAAAUGAAAGUCGUUUCAAAUUUGAAAUUUGCCCUUUUAAGAGAAUGCUGAAUGUCAUCACAGUAUAUAAUCACUAUAUAAAUGUGCUGACUUACAGUUAUUUUAGUGUCUAUAUGACAUAUUUUGAGGAAAGUUGGCUGACGUUAUUUAAAUUUAAUAUAUAUUCUAUAUUUUAGUGUUAUUGAA
Messenger RNA from Pan troglodytes (chimpanzee), 1777 nucleotides. RefSeq names its product LYR motif containing 7 (gene LYRM7). Gene Ontology annotation, cellular component: mitochondrial matrix. The transcript is spliced from 5 exons. Gene Ontology annotation, molecular function: protein folding chaperone. The record is from RefSeq and is a predicted model, not a curated record. The coding region runs from base 206 to 520 and encodes 104 amino acids. Gene Ontology annotation, biological process: mitochondrial respiratory chain complex III assembly. Lineage: Eukaryota; Metazoa; Chordata; Mammalia; Primates; Hominidae.